Molecule: messenger RNA, 6750 nt
Organism: Crotalus tigris (Tiger rattlesnake)
Lineage: Eukaryota; Metazoa; Chordata; Lepidosauria; Squamata; Viperidae
Gene: AGXT
Product: alanine--glyoxylate and serine--pyruvate aminotransferase
Exons: 11
Coding region: 479-1741 (420 amino acids)
Cellular component (GO): peroxisome
Molecular function (GO): L-serine:pyruvate transaminase activity; L-alanine:glyoxylate transaminase activity
Source: RefSeq, a predicted model, not a curated record
AAUUCCAUAGGUUUUAUUUUGGGUUCAGGGAUUUAAACCAUAGUCAGAAACAGAAUGAUCCAGUAGUUGUAUCUUUCACAGACUGUGAAGGAAGCAAUGUCUAAAUAGGAUAGACAAAUAAGUGCUUUGCUCUGUACCCAAAGAACCACAAAAAAUAUCAGAAGCAGAAAUACGUUUGCAUGAUAUUUAACUUUCCAGAUAUUAACAGGUGCAGAAUUCUCAGGCCAGAGAAGCCUAAACAGAGCUGGCUGGAGAAAACAGAAGGGCAAGAAGCAGGUUGUCAGUUUGUUGCUGUUUCUUAACUGAAUUUACUAUAUAUAUUAACAGGAAUCUGAAGAACACUGACAGAACAAAAGAGACUCAAUAGUGAGGUAUUGGAAGAUUUUUCAGAAGACUAGAGAAAGGGGAGUGCUGCAACAUUUAUCUAAGUUUUGUUUAUUUUGCUUGACUCUAACAACCCUUCUAUUUAAGGUCAGCGAUGGGCAGUUUUUUCCUAGUACAGCAGGCAAUAGGUUGGUGUCGUGUUCGGCUGCCGGUUGUUGUGACUCAGAGAUUCUGUACCAUGUCUUCUCAAAGACAUUGGAUGUCUCCCCCUGCAUCUCUACUACAGCCACUAACUGUUCCAGAAAGAUUAUUAUUAGGACCUGGGCCUUCCAAUUCUUCUCCACGGGUCUUAUCUGCUAAUAGCCGACAACUCAUAGGACAUCUACACAAAGAGUUGAUUCAGAUAAUGGAUGAUAUCAAGGUGGGAAUCCAGUAUAUAUUCCAGACACAGAAUCCUCUCACACUGGCUAUCAGUGGCACAGGCCACUGUGCAAUGGAAGCCGCCUUCUUGAAUUUGGUGGAACAGGGAGACAAAGUCUUAGUAGCUGUGAAUGGAUUUUGGGGAGAACGAGCAACUGACAUCGCAAGCAGACUUGGAGCUGAAGUACAUCAAUUGGUAAAGGCUCCUGGAGAAUAUUUUACUUUAGAAGAAAUAGAAAGGGGCUUGAUGCAGCAUGCUCCCUUUUUAUUUUUUAUCACACAUGGAGAAUCUUCCACUGGAGUAGUUCAGCCACUGGAUGGCCUGGGAGAUCUCUGCCACAGAUAUAAUUGCUUGCUACUGGUAGAUGCUGUGGCAUCAUUAGGUGGCAGUCCAAUACUUAUGGACCAGCAAGGUAUUGACAUUCUGUAUUCUGGCUCCCAGAAAGUUUUAAGUGCACCACCUGGUGCUUCUCCCAUUUCUUUCAGCAACAGAGCCAGAAAGAAGAUUCAUACUAGGAAAACAAAACCAAUUUCCUUUUACCUGGAUGUGGAAGAGCUAUCUACAUACUGGGGCUGCGAUGGUAAUCCAAGAAAGUAUCAUCAUACUGCACCUAUCAGUACAUUCUUCUGCUUGCGAGAAGCUUUGGCAAUUUUUGCAGAAAAGGGACUAGAGACGUCCUGGAAGCUUCAUAAAGAAAACAGCCUCUAUCUCUGUGCAGGACUGCAGAAGUUAGGUCUCAAACCCUUUGUGAAAGAACCAGAUGCAAGACUUCCAACAGUCAACACUAUUUUUGUGCCCGAGGGAUAUGACUGGAAGGAAAUAACUGAAUAUAUUAUGAAAAAUCAUGCGAUUGAGGUGUCUGGAGGCCUGGGUCCUUUAGCAGGCAAGGUUCUUCGCAUUGGACUGAUGGGCUAUAACUCCACUAAACCCAACGUUGACAGAGUCCUCCAAGCCAUGGGAGAGGCCCUCCAGCACUGUCUCAAGAACAAACUCUGAGUUCCUUCUUUUCACUUUCUCAUUCUUCAAUCUGCUUUGUGUAGAAGCAGCCAACCAACUGUUCUCUUCUACAGUUCAUUUGUCAAGAGAGCAGAGUUAAUGAACCAAGGUACUGGAAAAGCUUUCUGCACAAGUUUCUUAAUUGCAUAAUUCAAAAAUACAUAUGUAGCUACAGGUUACAUUUUACACAAGGAUAAAAUCUGUUUUCAUUUCAAUUAAUUUUUACUCACUAAUGUAAUCAAAUUAUAUUCAAAUUACUAAAUGGGAUUUGGCUUAUUGUCAUUCCUUUUGCAUCUCUGCACUGAAUGUAUAGUCUUGUGCAAAGUGGCUAAUGUUUAUAUCAUAGACACUUUGAAUAGCAUGCAGGUGUAUCUAUACCAAUUUUUAUUUUUCCUAUUAUAGCUUCCUGUUUUUGAUUGUGAUACUGACUCUUCUAAACUUGAGUAAAUUAUUAUUGGAAAUUGUUGUACAUGCAAUACUGAGAUACACCUCUUUCAGCUAUAAGUUAUAAGUAUGGAAAGCCACCAUUGUGACCGAAUGAGUGACACCAAUGGAGUUAACUUGGAAAGAUAACUUGGAAAUCAUCUGCCCAGCAAGACACUCUUGUUAUUCAGAAAGCAGACUAAGUUUGAAUCACUCAGUGGUUCAUUCCCCAUACCACCUCCUGCUUCUAGAAAUUUUGCAAUGAUAGAACAGUUUCUAAACAACUAUAUGGCAUUUGUCAUAAUAUUUAAAAAAAAUAUUUUAAACAGUAUCUGAAUAUUCAAAAGUAAAAAGAACCUGGGAAUAAGAAUUAUGAUAAAUAUCAUCCAGCAAACUUACUACAUUAGAUAACAUUCCAUAUAAGUUACAACAAAAUGCUGUCAAAGAAAGAAUGUUUUUCAUUUAUUAAAUAUAUAGUUUUAUUACUCUCCAGUACCAACUUAAACAUUUUCAUUCUUUAAAAAGUCCCAAAAACUUUGAAAGAAUAGAAGAGCAUAGUUUCCCUUGAAAUCCUGGUGAUUACAUGUUCUUACUGAAAUUGAAAUUUUAUUUAUAACCAGUGACCAGCAAAUUAACUACAAUUAAAACAAUCUGUACAUAGAAGCAUGUUCAAAGUACAGUAAGAGCGAUAAAAUCACCAAAUGGAUGUGCCAGUUAAAAUUUGCAAAGAGAGAGAGAGAGAGAGAGAGAGAGAGAGAGAGAGAGAGAGAGAGAGAGAGAGACUAAGCAAAAUGAAAUAAAGACAAGUAUAAAGACUUCUUAGUGACAGCAUUACAAGAUUUGAGCUUUGUUAUGGCAAUAAUUGCUGAUAAAAACAUGGCAUUCUGUUCAUAAUCUCAGGCUUCUGGUCUGGGAACAGAAAAUAUGCCAUGUUCCUUCAUGGAAAACAUGAUCUCUACUAAAGGAUAGUACAGACACAAUAGCAUGUAAGUUGCAUAGAAGGGACAGUGAAGAAAUAUAUACAACCUCAUUCUGAUCACAGGGCCAAUUUCUCUCAAUGAAUGAAAUUUUAUGAAAUCUGAGAUCCUAUAUUGCCCUGAAGUGAGCCAAGGAAAACGCUCUGUAGUGUGCCGAAUAGGCUAAAUUGAACAGGGUGUUCACAGGUCUAAAAGGUUUCCAAGGAGGAACUCACUCCUGUAGACUGUAGCGCUCAAGUCUGUCUGGUAUGUGAUGCUGAAGAAUCUUUGAUGAAUCUUGGCCUUUACUUUCUCUAGGUGUAGAAAUAGCAAAAAGCAGAUACAAAGUUGCAGUAACACUGGUGAGCUAAGAUACUUACCAUCCAUCUUGAUGCACAGUCUUCAAGGAGAAUUCAUGGGGCUAAUGGGUCGUGGGAAAAAAGUUUGUAGUCAUAUUGUUGUUGGGUUUUUUUUGCAACAGUUUGUCAUACUGCCAUACUUUCUUCUGGGAUAUUCUUUUCAAAUUCUCAUCCUAGAAUUUUAUGCAUGGUUUCCAAAAUGCAUAGUAUAUUUUUAAGGCUAACCAAGGCUGAUUAGUGUUGCUACACUAAUAACAUCUCUACUGCAGUCAAGAAAAUCAAAUUGACAAACAAAAUAGUCAAAAAUCAACUUCAAUCUGAACUCUCACCUUACUUUAAAUAUGCAUUUAUUAGGGCUAAAGAGUGGCAGUACUUUUUAGGGUGUUAUCGAUAAGAUAAACAUAUCAAUUCCUAUGGUACCUAUACUUUCCUUUAUUUACUGUAACAGUUCUUAUAUUUUCUGACAUGCACCAGAAAAUAACUCCACAUGCCACAAACAAUAACAGCUUGGUUGUACUAUCUUGAAUUCUUCAAAAAAAAAAAAAAUGUGCAAAAUGGUGUAGACAUGUUCUGUGUACCUAUCUUGGGAGUGAUUUGUGCUCACAUUGAAACAUGUGUGUUUGGGCCAGAAUGUAACAAGACUGUUUUUAUUCCGCUGAAACACAACUGUUCAAAGCAGUAUUUGGAAGAGAAGAAUGUGAAAAAAAGCAAGAACAUUAGCCAUGGCUGAGGGAGGCAGGGAAGGGAAGUAAUGGGAAGUUUUGGGAGGUAAAAGCUGGUGGGCUAUGUCAUGCUAGGAACACCUGAGAAGAGAGAAGGCAAUUGUUAUAUCCAUCAGUAUUGUCCUACUUGCUCGGGUUUCCUGCUAAUUUUGAUUCAGCUGAAAUCUGGGACAAAAAUGAUUUAAAAAAUUAUGUAGAAUGUAGAACACACACUGAGAAUAGAGUAUAUAUUAAACAGCACAAAACAAUAUAGAAAUAAAAGAAAAUACAAAAAUUUAAUUGACUACUGUUGAAAAUAUCAAGACGACUUUAAUUUAAUUCAAGUUAGGUUCUAUUCUCUUUGCAAAAUAUUUCAAAGGGAAGUUAACUUGAUCAUACAUAAAUGUAGCCAAAGACAGUAUUCCUGAAAUGUCUUGAAUCCCAAGGAAGAGGAAAUAGAGAUGGACUGAAGUGUCUUUUCUUUUUGUUUCUUUAUCCUCCUUAGGAAAUUAAAUGCUGGUUUCGUUAAGAGCAAAUCAACAGUUUUACAUUCUUAAGACUGAUGUCCCCUUUCCCACCAUAGUCAAAAGGCUGAACAUCUGUAAUAUUUUCCCACUUAACAGGAAUUUAAAAACCUAAUUAUGAGCAAUAUAUGGCAAUUUUCAACUUAUUUUACAAGAAUGUAAUUUAAUAUUAUUGUCCCAGAAAGACACAAUCUUAUGCAUCAUUAUAUGGCUAUGUAUGACUGUUAAAUUAUUCAGAAUUAGCCAGCAGCAAGUAUACCAGCAUCUGAACUGAUUAAGAAAGGCACUGCUGCAUUGGAUUAAUAUUCCUAGACUCCAUCAUAUUUGUUCUAAACUAAAUUAAUCAAGAAAACCAUAUACAAAGCAAAAUAACUCAAUCACUGUUUAGCCUCAAUUAUAAAUGGCAUUCUGAUGUUGCCUUUGGCCUCUUCCAUUUCCAAGUCUUAACUUCAUAGCUUUUAAAUUUUAAAUUCUUGCAAUUUGUCUUAUUUUCAAUUAAAUAGACUAGAAUAUUUUGGGCUCAUAUCCAGCUUCUUCAAAAUAAAUCAUUUAUCUAACUGCUUUCUAAAGCAUUUGGGAUACGGCUUAUUCAUGUAAGUACAAUAUCACAAAGAAGACACAAACAACAGGAAAGGGAUUACUGAAGUAAGAGUUAAGGAUAGAAAAGAUGAAGUGUAGAAAACAGAACAGAAAGAGUACGGUGAACUUUACUACGUUAAACAAAAGCUGGUGCAGAAUAAAGAAGAACAUUUACCCUAUGUAUAUUAAAUUUUUAAAUCAACCCUGAAAAUAAGAGGCAAAUGCUCAGAAACUUAAAUUCAUUCAACACUGAGCCACUCUCAACAAAAGAAUUAAGAGAAAACAUUUUAAAAAGUUAUUAUUCUUAUUUUGACAAGUCAUAAGGCGGGCUUGGUACAAGUUCAUUUAUCAUAUUUUUUAAAAGAGAUUAGAUUAGAAAAUGAACCUUAUUUUAGUUAGAACAUUCAGCUUCCUAAAAGGACGUAGCUGAAUGUGCAUAGAUCCAUGCCUACAAUAUAACCUUUGAAUGAAGACUUAAAUAUAUAUAUAUAAAUAGGGCCAAGCAAUUUUAAAUAAUAUUAUCUGAUAAAAGGACAUUUGUUUUUUUUAUUUACAGUGUUUGUACAUAUUUAUAGCAACAUCAAAAAUAUUCACAAUGCAAAGUGCAAAAUGUCACUUUGUUAUCACUUACCAUCUUAAUAUUUCAUCCAUUCACCUUGCCCACCCCCAUUAUCCAGAUUGUCUUAGCAUAGUUUAUAUCUUCCUUCCAUAUACAUAGCCAUUCUAAAAGCAAUCUUCAAAUGUAUAGCUGAAAAUUUGCAUUUCCCAGCUAUAUUCAACACAGGUUUAAGCAUAUCUAUAUUUCAAAAUCAAAGGAUAUGCAUAUGUGUAAAUGGAGUCAUUCCACAGAAUUGGAAGUGCCUGUGUAAUAAUAAUAAUUCAGAGUGCAAAAGCAGUGGUCAAGAUAAAGAAGCACUCCCUAGCCUUUCUCACAGGGAAUGGAUUCAGAUAAUGCUGUCAAGAAAGUGAUUUUUCUCAGUAUUAUUAAGGCUACAACCAAUUGAUGACUUGUGGCUUUACUUCUAAAAUAUUAACUAGCAGGAGAGCGCAUUAUGCAUACCUGCAGAAGUCCGAACCCAAUAAGCUUGUAGCAAUAACAGUGAGAAAUAAUUUCACCUAUUACAUUCCCUGAAUUGCUAUGACUUGCCUUUCAGAGUAAAAGAAAACAUGAAAACCAUAUAUAAAAACUCUAGCUUUAUUUUUGCAGUCUCCCUCCAGCUUAUUAACAGUUCCAGCCGAGGCACAAGCUCUAAAAGUUGCUUUGAUAUAAUGCAAAGUGUCUAGGCAGCAGAAUAUUUAUUAACUAUAAAUAAAUGUUUGGUAUGACUGAAACUGGUGACUGAGACACUCAAUUUAUGACUGGCGCUCUUGUCCCUUGACACCAAUACCUGUGGGCUUAAGACCACAGGAAACUUACUUGGUAAACAACAAGGUAUGAGGCAGAGAUUACAAAAUGAUAUAAAAAAA